This is a messenger RNA of Sabethes cyaneus, 1043 nucleotides long. RefSeq names its product retinaldehyde-binding protein 1-like. Gene Ontology annotation, molecular function: phosphatidylinositol bisphosphate binding. The coding region runs from base 3 to 956 and encodes 317 amino acids. Gene Ontology annotation, cellular component: membrane. NCBI's taxonomy places the organism in Eukaryota, Metazoa, Arthropoda, Insecta, Diptera, Culicidae. The transcript has 2 exons. The record is from RefSeq and is a predicted model, not a curated record.
UCAUGGAUUCAAACACCAAAUCCUAUAGCUUUACGCUUUCUGACGAGUACCGCGAGCUGGCUCGUAAGGAACUACGCGAAGACGAUGAAAUCCGAAAGCAAACCCUUAUACAAAUGCGUGAAUGGAUAGAGAAGAAUCCGUACAUCAAAAAGUGUCGCACCGACAACACAUUUUUACUCAAAUUUUUGCGGGCUAGAAAGUUUUCCGUUCCACAAGCAACGGAGGCGCUUGAGCGAUACUUGGUUGCGAGGCAGAAAUUUCCGGAAUGGUUUCGUAAAUUAGACCCAUUGGAACCGACAAUGAAUGACAUCAUAAAAGAUGGACCAUUAGUGGUCCUUGGGCGCGAUCAACACGGCAGAACGGCCAUCCUAAUUCGUUACAGUCGAUUUAACGUGGACCAAGUGACCCCGCAAUCCUUAUGCCGAUAUGUGUUGAUGAUGAUGGAAGUCCUAUCGGAGCAGGAAGAAUUUCAGAUCGCUGGAACUCGCCUGUGGGAGGAUCACAGUGAUAUGACGAUGAAGUUCGUAGGAAUGUUCAGUUUAACGGAGCUCAGUUCGAUAUUGCAGGUCCUGAUGAAAUCGAUGCCGGUUCGCAUUCGACAAAUCAACUGGAUCAACCUGCCGAAGUUUGCCGCUACGGUGGCUAAUUUCGCCCGGGCCUUCGUGAGCGGUAAAUUGAGCGAGCGAAUUCUUGUUCACGCUACGGUACAUGAGUCUAAGCAAGACCUACAAGAAUCACUGUGGCCACAAGAGUAUGGUGGAAUGGUUGACGUCAAACUGCAUAAUCGUGAAAUGAUGGCACUGCUAGAACAGAAACGAGAGUUUUUGCUGUCAUUGGAUGAAAUGGAAAUCGACGCCGAUCACUAUAUGAAUUUAUGGAAUAAAAACGAAUUGAAUUCUACGGAAGAAAUUGACAGUGGCGUGAUCGGUAGCUUUCGCAAGCUAAAUGUUGAUUAGUUCCAGUGAAUUGAAAUUAGGAUCAAAUCUACCGAAAACUGAUGCAAACUUGAGCAUCAGGUUUCCAACCAUUUGUAAAACAUGAAG